Molecule: messenger RNA, 1584 nt
Organism: Lentinula edodes (shiitake mushroom)
Lineage: Eukaryota; Fungi; Basidiomycota; Agaricomycetes; Agaricales; Omphalotaceae
Product: solute carrier family 41 member 1
Exons: 7
Coding region: 1-1584 (527 amino acids)
Biological process (GO): monoatomic cation transport
Cellular component (GO): plasma membrane
Molecular function (GO): monoatomic cation transmembrane transporter activity
Source: RefSeq, a predicted model, not a curated record
AUGAACGGCGUCGAGCUCAAUGCUCUUCGGAACGGGAACCAGCAAUCUCCUGUCCUUGAAUCCGGCCUCAAGUCUUCUUUCAUUAACGACGGCCACGACGACGAAGAUGCUUUUUCGGAAAACGGUGAUGACGAAGAGGCACUCUUGAGCACUUCCUAUGAACAUCGAAGAAAUGACAGGUCAGUUGUCAAGGCUGGGCGAUGGCCUCAGGUCAAGGAUAUCGUUAUAGAGGCCGCUCCCACACUUCUAUUCACGACGAUAGGUCUUCUAUUCACUGGUGAACUGUUGGACCAUGUUUCGCGAUGGAGAGCAAUGCGGGAAGUUGACCAGCUUAUAAUGAUCAUUCCAGUCAUCCUCAACCUGAAAGGCAACCUCGAAAUGAAUCUUUCCGCUCGAUUGGGAACUGCAGCAAACGUCGGGGAAUUAGACGACCCUCAUAUAAUGCGGAAAAUUAUCUUCGGGAAUCUCUCGCUACUGCAAGUACAAGCCACAGUCGUUUCGUUCGUCGCAGCAUGUGUGUCCUUCGUUCUUGGAUUCAUUAUACCGCGCGCAGAAAUUCCGGCUACACAACCAUCGGAAUCCACAUUGGCUACGCGUCAAUUGCUCGGCCUACUUCCACGGAGACCUCGACCCACUUUGCCACCUGUGGACACGUCCCGCAAGUUCGGAAUCCACUCAUUUUUUAUGGUGGUCUCUACCGCAAUGAGUGCUGCAUGCCUUUCUAGUCUAAUCUUGGGAUCAUUUAUGUGCACUCUCAUCGUUAUAUGUAAACGAUACGGUCGUAAUCCAGAUAAUAUCGCCCCACCUAUCGCUUCGUGUCUGGGGGAUCUGGUAACCUUACUUCUCAUCGGCGUCGUCUCCACCCUACUCAUUCCCUUCCUCAAUGGUUUUAUCCCGAUCCUUGUCGUCAUCGUCGUGCUCCUCUCAUUUCUCUUUUCCUUCGCGGCAACAUAUCGCAAUUUAUACGUCAAAGAUCUCAUCAAGCAGGGCUGGGUACCACUUUUCGGCGCUAUGAUAAUUAGCUCUACAACUGGUAUCGUUCUCGACCUAUUUGUCAGUCGUUACGAAGGAUUCGCAUUGUUGGCUGUGGUAAUUAGUGGUUUACCGGGAAGCGUGGGCUCCAUAUUCAUCUCUCGACUUUCGACCACCCUUCACGCGGUAGCACUCUCUGCUGCCCCUAGCGGAACAUUCCGACCGUCCAAAAACUCUGCUGAACCCAGCUCGAACCUCGUCAUGAUAGUCUUAAUACUCAUCACCAUCCCGGUGGAAAUUAUUUUUCUUUCCGUGCUUCAUGGUCUCGGAUGGCUCCACCCUCCAUUCCUCUUCAUCGCCUUUUCAGUGGUUUUCUUCUGUUGCGCGGCAAGUCACUUACUAUCCCUCUCCACUGUUACCGCCUCACUAUUCAUUGCCCGGUCAUUAACCCACUUUCUGUGGUCAAGAAAUUUGGAUCCCGAUACAUAUGCUCUGCCAAUACAUUCUGCUCUCAUGGACCUCAUAGGACAACUACUGCUUGUCUUAUGUUUUGAAAUUGUGACUCUACUUGGUGCUGUCCCUCACACAAAAGCAACCUCGGAGGCCAAUUAG